GCGGGUGGCGCUGGGGACUGUUGGAGUAGCCAUGUUAGGGCAGGCGAGGCUAGGUGGUGUGGCGGUCCUGCGGGCUCUGGAGCUCCUUGCCACGGAGCGUGGCUGCCUGGCAGGAGGAGCGGCCGCCUCCGCUGUGCUUCCGCACAGGCGAAAUUAUGUGGCUGAGACUUCAGAGUCUGCCAAAUCUGGUACUGCAACAGGGCGUAUUGUUGCAAUUAUUGGUGCUGUUGUUGAUGUCCACUUUGAUGAAGACCUUCCUCCAAUUCUCAAUGCCCUGGAAGUGUCAGACCGUGAAACUAGAUUGGUGUUGGAAGUUGCUCAGCACCUUGGUGGAAGUACUGUUCGAACAAUUGCCAUGGAUGGCACUGAAGGCUUAACCCGCGGACAGAGAGUUCUGGACACAGGUGCGCCCAUAAAAAUUCCAGUUGGGCCAGAAACACUGGGAAGGAUCAUGAAUGUAAUUGGUGAGCCAAUUGAUGAAAGAGGGCCUCUUGCAACGAAACAGUUUGCAUCUAUUCAUGCUGAAGCUCCUGAAUUCCAUGAUAUGAGCGUUGAGCAAGAAAUCCUUGUGACUGGUAUUAAGGUUGUAGAUUUAUUGGCUCCAUAUGCCAAAGGAGGUAAAAUUGGGCUCUUUGGUGGUGCUGGUGUAGGAAAAACUGUACUAAUUAUGGAGCUUAUUAACAAUGUUGCUAAAGCCCAUGGUGGCUACUCUGUCUUCGCUGGUGUAGGGGAGCGUACACGAGAGGGUAAUGACUUGUAUAAUGAAAUGAUUGAAUCUGGUGUCAUCAACCUGAAGGAUGCCACUUCCAAGGUUGCACUUGUGUAUGGUCAAAUGAAUGAGCCUCCAGGUGCCCGUGCCAGAGUAGCCCUGACUGGUUUGACAGUUGCUGAAUAUUUCCGUGAUCAAGAAGGACAGGAUGUACUUCUAUUUAUAGACAAUAUUUUCAGAUUUACCCAGGCUGGUUCAGAGGUGUCUGCACUGCUGGGUCGUAUCCCCUCUGCAGUAGGGUAUCAGCCAACAUUGGCUACUGACAUGGGAACAAUGCAGGAAAGAAUAACUACUACUAAAAAGGGAUCAAUUACAUCAGUACAGGCUAUCUACGUACCAGCUGAUGACUUGACUGAUCCUGCUCCAGCUACUACUUUUGCACAUUUAGAUGCUACUACAGUAUUAUCCCGUGCCAUUGCUGAACUGGGUAUCUAUCCAGCAGUGGACCCUCUGGAUUCUACUUCACGUAUCAUGGACCCUAACAUUGUUGGCCGAGAGCAUUAUGAUGUGGCUCGUGGUGUACAGAAGAUUCUUCAGGAUUACAAAUCCCUUCAAGAUAUUAUUGCUAUUUUGGGGAUGGACGAAUUGUCUGAGGAAGACAAACUAAUUGUAGGCCGGGCUAGAAAAAUCCAGAGGUUUUUGUCUCAGCCUUUCCAGGUUGCUGAAGUCUUCACUGGCCACGCUGGAAAAUUGGUGCCUUUGAAGGAAACAAUCAAGGGAUUCAAGAGCAUUUUAUCUGGUGAAUAUGACCAUCUACCAGAACAGGCUUUUUACAUGGUUGGUCCUAUUGAAGAAGUUAUUGCUAAAGCUCAGAAGCUGUCUGAAGAACAUGCCUAAACUGGACUAUUAUAUUUGCAUAUGGUCUUUUAAACACCUGAUACAUGUAUACAUUGUAUGUGUAAAACAGUUCCAAUCCCGGAGGUGUAUAGUUUUUUUUUUUUUUUUCCCCACAUCUACUGGAGAGAAUUAAAGUCCUUUUUCCUACAUAUGAACAUGCAGUAUUAUGUAAAUGUCACCCAAAUGUCUGUUACAAAAGCCAGACAUCUUGUUAGUAAACAUUGUGAUGUACAAGUCCUCUGAUUACUGGCUCUUUAUUUUUGUUUAGAUUACUCUUAAUCUUUUGCCUCUGGAAAUAGUAACUUAAGGCUAUCCUGAACAUCAAAGUUAACUGUCAUGACAGUGGCAUUUGAAAGGUGAUGUGUGAUUACUUUUUGAUUCUUGGAAAAGCUUGAUACCAAAAAUGGCGGUGGUUAACCUCAUGCUGCAUUUGGCCCGAAUUAGUUUUUUCUACCUGACACUUUUGGGCUUUACAUUGUUUGUUUAUUUCUGUAAUCUCAAUGAGGAAUUGCACAAACAAAAUUUUACUGUAAUCCAUUGUAUUGCAAAUGGAAAACUAUUAACGCUACUUGUUUUUUUCUUAUUAAAUUGGCCUGCUUCGUAGUUUAAUGAGCAAAAAUUUAAUCCAGUUUUUAAGACUAAAAAGGUUGCCUACCCCCAAUUCAUGUUAGCUUUUGAUCAGGAUACUGUUCCUGUCCAAACCAAAUGUAAAACAUCUUUCUGGAACUUGAACAAAAUAUUAAACAAAGUGUAUUGAAAAGUGGCACUUCUGAGAUCAUUUAAAAUGUUAAAUUAAAAACUCACAAAAAUAAUCUGAAAGAGUAAUCUCUUCAUUGUGCCUAGUUGUUGAAAGGUAGAGUAUGCGUCAAGAGAAUAACUGUCCUCCUGUAAAGAAUGCAUCUAUAAAGAGCACUGAAAUUAGCAAAACCUUAUGUACCAGGAAUGCUGUAGAAAUACUCUAGGUAUUUAUAUAGGACUAUUGCAGAAUGAGCUAGCUACUUCCAUUUUGAGAGCCUUUAUCUACAUCCAAUACCUUAUCAAUAACUACAUAUUGGCCUGCCUGCAGACUGCUACUUAGGUAAAAUUUCAUUCCUUACCUGAAUAAAAAAUAGCAUAACACAUGCUGGAACAGUUUUUGUAUCUAAAAGCAUAAUGCUGUGAUAUAGCUCACAAAUAAGGAGAUCUAUUCUAUAUCCUGGAACAUGCAGAUGUUACAAGUACAGAACUGACCAGCUAAUUCAAUGGUACUCAUGUUCUAGGCCUAAUAGAAAACAUUUUCUCUGUCCCAAAUAAUCUACUUGGAGUGAAAGUGCCAAUCACUGCCAUAUGGUACUAAACAUCAUGUUUAUAGUAAUCACAAACAGCCAACUUACCCAGUUUGACUGGAUUCAUUUGGAAGAUUGUUCUAUAGGAUUGAGGUUACACGUUCUAAAGAUGCAAGAAAUUAAAUGUUUGGGGAUUUUUGUUUAGCUAUCUCUGGAGAAUUCUGGGAGGGAGAGAAAUUUCUGGUCUGAGCAGUUCCAAAGCUUGGUUUGGCCUAUGAGAACAUAUCUGGUGGUGUCUAACAGACAACUGUUUCCAUUAGCUCCUCUUUGAUGUAUCAAGAGGUGACAUUCACUUUUGUCUGAGACUCUUCAGGUUGAGAGGCUUCCUGUGAGGUAGACGGGAGUCUUUCUGUGUAUGAUUGAGCACCAGGAAAACUCUUUCAUAAGUAUAGAUUUUUGUCAGGUCAUAUCAACAUUUGGCUUCCUGGUAUUUGCUACUUUGAUAGGUACAUAUAUAGAUUACUCAGUUUGAGAUGUUUAGCACAUACUGAUCUCACUUAUUUUAAAAGUGAGAUGGAAAUGAGGCAUUGACAUACUGAUGGGGUAUGGGUGCAGGCACAUUUCUAAUGACCCCAUGUGUUUUUGGUGAAUUUUUAAGUGUAUGUAUGAGCAAAAAAUUGUAACCCAACAACUUGUUAAUAUUGGGUGAAAGGGAGAAUAAAGGUCAUCUUGUAGAUAAAAGGCUAA
Molecule: messenger RNA, 3618 nt
Organism: Malaclemys terrapin pileata
Lineage: Eukaryota; Metazoa; Chordata; Testudines; Emydidae
Product: ATP synthase subunit beta, mitochondrial-like
Exons: 10
Coding region: 32-1606 (524 amino acids)
Biological process (GO): proton transmembrane transport; proton motive force-driven mitochondrial ATP synthesis
Molecular function (GO): ATP binding; ATP hydrolysis activity; proton-transporting ATP synthase activity, rotational mechanism
Source: RefSeq, a predicted model, not a curated record